Messenger RNA from Trypanosoma cruzi, 2775 nucleotides. Its product is annotated as cyclosome subunit, putative. The record is from RefSeq and is a predicted model, not a curated record. NCBI's taxonomy places the organism in Eukaryota, Euglenozoa, Kinetoplastea, Trypanosomatida, Trypanosomatidae. The annotation marks the transcript as partial. The transcript has a single exon. Gene Ontology annotation, molecular function: molecular adaptor activity. Gene Ontology annotation, biological process: protein K11-linked ubiquitination; anaphase-promoting complex-dependent catabolic process; metaphase/anaphase transition of mitotic cell cycle. Gene Ontology annotation, cellular component: anaphase-promoting complex.
AUGCAGAGUGCAUUCACGAUACGAGUGGGCGAGAAGCAGGCGGAUGGUGUGCGGGAUGUCUCGGUGCUGCACAACGGUGAGGUUCACUUUUCCGUAUCCCAUCGCAACGUGAAGUGGGCGUUUCUAACACGAUUUCCCGCCCCUUCCAGGCAGAAGCGAAGUUUGGACCCCGCAUUUGUUUUACCAGAGAGUACAUGUGCCAACUGUGAGUUGGAACCUAAUUUGGACGGUACUGGUGGGGAACGCACUGGAGCCGCAGGCCAUUGCGGCAGCGAAGCAGUGCAAGAGGAGUAUCUGUGCGUGUUUCAUCGUGAUGAGCCAAAGAAUCGGCAUAGCCACUACACCGCACAUCAAUCAUCGACAAUCUGCUCCGCCUAUAACACUGUGCACCCCGCUGCUGUCACACACUUUGUGCUAAAAAACAUUGCUCCCACGACCGUCGUGCCGGGUUUACGUGGCGUGUUUGUCCACGGCAGCCAGCAGUCUUCACGGGGAUCCUCAUCAAGGGCACUGCAGGUGGAGGGGUUUCUGUUCCAUCAGGCAGCGGAUUUAUGGUGGAUGGCUUCUCAGCUGACAUUUCGACCGGUUUACGUGAGUGCUGGAGAUUUGGAAUUGAUAACACGUCUUCCCAGCAAUCCAACCGUAACAAUGAUGUCUGUUUCGUCGCAGGUGGAUAGUGGCAGUGCCACGCCAGGGUACGCGUUGGUGGACGCGAUUAUUCUCACCCAGUUUCAAACAUACAAGGGGCGGUUAAUGACGGUGGCAGUGCGAGGCAGUGAAAUAUGUCUUGCAACGACGGUUGUAGUGGAACAUUUGGAUUCCUUGCUUUGGGUAUGGUGGCCGCAGCGUUUACAUGUGCCACAAUUACAUGUCAAGGCGACGGAUGUCUCUGUGACCAUUUCUGAGAGUCCAGAGGCUCCUGUUCAGGCACUGUUUCUUUUUGAUGCACCUCAUACUUUGUUACAUGUUUUGAGAACACCGAACCUCCUGACUGGAAAGGGUGCGUUGGAGUUGCUCUUCACUAUAUCGACAAACUGUCCUCCAGUUGUGCUUCCUUCUCUGCGACCUUGUAUGAUGCAACCCAUUAUGGUGUGCCAUUACCCAUCCGUGAAUGAGGUGACUCUUUAUCAUGUUCCUACAGUCCUGGAGCACCCUUCUUCCUCCACUAGCAUAGCCACAAUUUCCCUCGCGACUACACUGCCAAAGGAUUUUAUGGUGAAUGGUGUGUUGUAUCAGACGGGCUCUGCGGUUGCUUUUCAUGCUACCCCGCGUUCCUACGGCAACGAAAGUGAAAGGGGAGAAAAGCACGCACAUGAAUUGGAACAGAAGUCAUACGUUGUUAGUUUUCCCUCGCUUUUGGAGGAGCAACACCCGCUUGUACAUUUUAUUUUGGAGGCGCUUGAAUUGGUUUUAGAGGCAAAUUGUGUCGCAUCGCUACAGUGUGAGUUGCUACGGCGCGCAUGGGAAAGCAAACAUUUGGGGAAUGUGUGGGAUUUUGGCAUUGGCUGUAUUGAAUUAAUCAUAGAAGUUGUCCGUACAAGUAUGAUUGGAAGAAGCAGAAGAAGCAACGUACUUGAGAAUACUAAUAACAAUGCUGGUGCUGGUGGAUGCAAGGAGAACGAUGGACGAUACUUUUUAAAAAAUGCUCUCGGGCAUGAGGAGAGGGAGGAGGUACGGUUGUGUGAUGUUCUUCUUGAUCCUAUUGCCCUGAAUGCUGAUUUGUUGCAACGUCAUUCGUUGUGCAGUCCAUGCGCCCCGGAAAAAAAUGGCCGUGAGGCCUUCCAAUAUGGUCCGAAUCUCAUUCAGCUCUGGACACAGCAUCAAUGUGGACUCGGUGUAUUUGUUUUGCAUCUUUUGUGUGAGAGCCUUAAGCUGCAGGAAAGACAUUGGGUUUUACUCGAGCCACUGGCGCAUAUGAACCUUGAGUUGAGUAAAUUGAUGCGGUGGACUCAAUAUGUUUGGUACUACUCAACCUGUCUCUGUGUGCCUGAGACAAGUGACUUUGCAAAUCGCAGUUCAGUGGUCUCGCAACCAUCACCAGCAGACGAAUUUCAGCGGACGUUGCCUGAACACAUUCUUCUUGAGAGAUUUGUCUUUCAUGCCGGUUCUUCCUCAGACGCCGUCCUCAGCGGGGCUCCGCCUAUUUUGUACACCAUCUUUCAGCGUGCACUUGCAGGGAAGGCACGAGUGUCUGGUGGAUGGCCAGCCAUUAAAGGGGUUCUCUCCACCUCGCCCCUUUCUAUGGCCAACCGUCUUUUUUUUAUGCUGGUGGAUUGCUUUGAUGCACCUCAAGCGCAGCACAAUCAUGCCUCUCGCUGGUGGUUUCUUUUGUGCCGAGGUCUUUUAAAAUAUGGUAUUGAUCCCAAGUUUGUCUCUUUGGAGCUUUGCGUCGGCGUGGCGCAGCCGAUUGAGCGAGCUUUGGCUAUUGCAAAGGAUCAGGUAGAUGAUACUUGGGACAAUGACUUCAAUGCCAUCAUUGGGCGUUUGGAUCGCUUGCAACAGCAUGCGCCCACACUUUUACGCUAUGCGGAUUCAUCCGGUGAUGUUUUGCGGGCUGCACAGGAGCGGGCCAUUGGAAGGCAAUACUGUGCCACUCUGAAUGAUGAUGAUGGCGUCAUUAUGCGACCGGACUUCCCGAAGCACUGGGGCGAUCCUCGACUGGACAUUGUGCAGACCAUGUUGAACACGGCCGCCCCCAUUGCCUUUGCCAAGUCAUUAGACGGCGCGGAUGCCAUUUACGCCCUCUUUAGAACUCUUUCCAGACGUGCCACCGCU